Molecule: messenger RNA, 1312 nt
Organism: Populus nigra (black poplar)
Lineage: Eukaryota; Viridiplantae; Streptophyta; Magnoliopsida; Malpighiales; Salicaceae
Product: remorin 4.2-like
Exons: 2
Coding region: 66-902 (278 amino acids)
Source: RefSeq, a predicted model, not a curated record
AGUACUCUUUAUUUCACCUAUUCCACCUUUACACACAGAAACUACAGGGAAAAAAAAAUCUCUCAAUGUUAAGUGCCCAAAGACCCUCCUCAAGCACCACAACCAAUGAAGAAACCAAUCAAGACCAUGACAAUGAACAAAUCCGUGACAUCCAUGCUCUAACCCCACCUCUUCCACCACCUCGAAACCGUUGGGAAACAGGCAGCAAUCAUCAUGGAUCAUACUCUAUGUCCAUGAGUAGUGAAGGUGCUUCAGGUGAAAACUUUACUACCAUGAGUAGAGAGUUUAAUGCUCUUGUGAUUGCAGGGUCUGCUAUAGGAACUAGUAAUACUACCAGCAAUAGCAGCUCUGAUCGUAAUGAUCUUAAUGAUAAUGGAAGCAACACCUUGCUGUCUAGGUUUGUUGAGGAUGAUGACGUGCCGGAAGAAACUAACCCUUUGGCUAUUGUACCUGAUAACCACCCUUUGGACCCCGAGCCAAGCUCGAGAAUGCUUGGGUCCGUUCGUGUGGAUGGCAGCGACCAUGGUGGAGCCGGUGGUGAAGUGUCUGUGCUAAGAGUGAAGAAAGAGGAGGUUGAGACUAAGAUCACUGCAUGGCAGAAUGCAAAGAUUGCAAAGAUCAAUAAUAGGUUCAAGAGAGAAGAUGCUAUAAUUAAUGGAUGGGAGAGUGAGCAAGUACAGAAGUCAACUUCUUGGAUGAAGAAAGUAGAGAGGAAAUUAGAGGAGAAAAGAGCAAGAGCCUCGGAGAAGAUGCAGAAUGAGAUGGCAAAGGCACACAGAAAGGCAGAGGAGAGAAGAGCAUCAGCUGAAGCUAAGAGAGGGACUAAAGUUGCUAGAGUUCUUGAGGUAGCCAAUUUGAUGAGAGCUAUUGGGAGACCUCCUGCCAAACGGUCCUUCUUUUGAGCCUUAAUCAAUGUUCCAUAUAAUAUAUAGUACUCCUAAAAACAUCUCCAAAAUACAAAGUGUCCUCAAUAAUCACUCCAAACUGUUAGGGUUCCUGCAUCUUUUGAACUACAGGGCACCCUAUCCAAAAUGGGGUAGUGAAGACUGAAGAGUAGCUCUCAAAGCUACAAAAAAAUUGAUUCGACUGUUAUUAUGGGUCUUUGUGAGUGUUUGAACUCUGUGUGUUAAGAAUUUCGUUGAAGGGCUUGCAGGUGAUGGUGGUGGAACAACCAUUUCGUCUUGUACAGUUGUAUUGCUUCUUGUUAUUAACAGAAAAUUGGUGCUUAAUCAAUAGCUAUACUUGUACAAACACGAUUAUAAGUUUUGGUUUGGUACAAGUACAAUCUAGAGUGGAAAUGAAUAUUAUAGAA